CCUCUACCUCUACCUUUGCCCCUGCCUCGCAUUGUGCUCAGCAGACCUCUCCACCACCAUGUCGGGCAUCAGGGUACUGCUGCAGAAAAUCCUGAUCCUUCUGCAGGUUACUCUGUCUGUUGUGGUGGGCAAAACACUGAUGAUACUGUUCCCCAAUGCCAUGAAAAGAUACAUCCUGAAGAUGGGCGAAAAGAGCAGAAUGAACAGGAAUCCGAAGUUCAGCUAUGAAAACUGGGGCCCCACUUUUUUCAGCUUCAAGUAUUUGCAGUUUGUGCUGAAGGUGAAGUGGAAGAGGCUGGAGGAUGAAGCCUACGAGGGACACCCUGCUCCCAACACGCCCGUGGUGACCCUCGGAGGGGAAGUUUGUCACCUCCUGGAUUUCAUGAAAGAUAACCGACCUUUAAUCCUGAACUUUGGAAGCUGCACCUGACCUUCAUUUAUGCUGAAAUUUGAUGAGUUCAACCAGCUUAUCAAAGAUUUCAGCUCAAUAGCAGAUUUCCUUAUCAUCUACAUUGAGGAAGCUCAUGCAGUAGAUGGAUGGGCUUUUAAAAACAAUGUCAUUAUUAAAAAUCACAGAAGCCUUGAAGAUCGAAAAAUUGCAGCACAACUUCUUCAGAAAAAUCACCCUCUGUGUCCAGUGGUUUUGGACACUAUGGAGAACCUGAGCAGCUCUAAAUACGCUGCACUGCCAGAGCGACUCUACAUGCUGCAGGGAGGGAAGGUCAUCUACAAGGGAGGAGUGGGGCCUUGGAAUUACCACCCCCAGGAAAUACGUGCCAUCCUGGAAAAACUGAAAUAGAAAAGGAAGAGGACUUCGAAGCCAAAACUAUUUGGAUAAAGAAGUUCAAGAAUAGUAACUUACUACUCUUAUCCCACAUGCAGUAAUGUGGGAGCUGGGUCCAUUGAGCUCUGGAUACCAACACUUACACUUGUAAGGAAUUUCCUGCAGGAUGAACUUCAGGGUGGUGACAUUUGCAAGAGUCCACCAGCAUGCAAAGCAACUGAUUUCACAUUAAUAUACACAUUGCACUUGUGUAUAUGAAAUGUUCCCGUUCAGUGACUUCAGGAGGCUUCUGAGCAAGACAAUCUCAAUCAACAUCUGUUUCCAUGAAUAUUUGUUAUGAUGGUCCCAGCUUAAAGCACUGGCGGCUGUGACCUGAUUCUAGAAAAUAUUUAUAGAAACAAGGGGUUGAUCUACAAUUAUUAAAAGUCUAUCAAAACACUUCAUUUGACUUCAGAUUAUUUCCCUUCCUGCCCUGCCUCUCUCCCCCAGGUUAUUUCUAAGCAUUAGCAGGUAUUUAUAUUCAUUCUAAUAAUCUCUGAGUUUGAGCUGAGCAGAAACAUACCAAUUUAAGGACUUUUGAAGGACUUGUUUGACAGUAGGAAGUAAUACAUCCCACUUAAGUAGCUCACACUUUUUUUUUCUAUUUAAUUCAGAGUGCAAGGGAAACAUUUUAUAGGAAAUUGAGUUUUAAUUAAUGUAUUAUGUAAGCCUGACAUAAAUAUACUACCUUAAAUGGACUCAGUUAUGUUCAGGUGUCCUAGGCUGACAGUUUAGGUAACAAAAUGAAAAAGCUGUUACUACAAUUAACAACUGCACUGUGUUGUGGUUGGACUUGAUCAUCCUAAAAGUCUUUUCCAACCUAAAUGAUUCCAUAUUCUCCUAUUCUAUU
Molecule: messenger RNA, 1673 nt
Organism: Zonotrichia albicollis (white-throated sparrow)
Lineage: Eukaryota; Metazoa; Chordata; Aves; Passeriformes; Passerellidae
Gene: DIO1
Product: iodothyronine deiodinase 1
Biological process (GO): thyroid hormone metabolic process
Molecular function (GO): thyroxine 5'-deiodinase activity
Source: RefSeq, a predicted model, not a curated record